Ogataea philodendri is the source of this 294-nucleotide messenger RNA. RefSeq lists its product as uncharacterized. The transcript has a single exon. The record is from RefSeq and is a predicted model, not a curated record. NCBI's taxonomy places the organism in Eukaryota, Fungi, Ascomycota, Pichiomycetes, Pichiales, Pichiaceae. Bases 1 to 294 code for a protein of 97 amino acids.
AUGUUUCCAAAAGAAUAUAGGUUUAUUUUCAGCUCGGAAAGUCCUGCUUCGUCGAAAUCAAGAAAAUCAAAGUCUAUGCUAUUGAAAUUUGGGAUAAAAGUGAUCUCAGCCUGCUCGGGUCCAACACUUUUUGGAAAUUUGAUUUUGUUUUGUCCAAUCUUGCAUACAGAGAUCAAAUCUCCUGCUCUAUACUGUAGACCAAAUGAAACGGAAUUAAUGUUCAAAUUCAAAAGUUGGGCGUAUUCAUCUGCUCGCUUAUUGGACGAGUUCCCAAAGAAAAUCAAGUCUUUGUAG